Messenger RNA from Pestalotiopsis fici W106-1, 354 nucleotides. RefSeq lists its product as uncharacterized. The transcript has 2 exons. Gene Ontology annotation, cellular component: RNA polymerase III complex. Gene Ontology annotation, molecular function: nucleic acid binding; DNA-directed RNA polymerase activity; zinc ion binding. NCBI's taxonomy places the organism in Eukaryota, Fungi, Ascomycota, Sordariomycetes, Amphisphaeriales, Sporocadaceae. The record is from RefSeq and is a predicted model, not a curated record. The coding region runs from base 1 to 354 and encodes 117 amino acids. Gene Ontology annotation, biological process: DNA-templated transcription; termination of RNA polymerase III transcription.
AUGCUUCUGUUCUGCCCCCAUUGCUCCAACGCGCUGACGGUCGGCAUCAGCCCUGAAACCGGUCGCAACCGACUCGAGUGUCGAACAUGCCCUUACCAGCAUCUCAUUACAACGUCCAUGUUCAGUCGUCGCGAGUACACGCGCAAGGAGCGGGAAGACGUCUUCGGUGGACCAGGCGCCUGGGACAAUGCCGACAAGACCCCAGUCCAGUGUCCCAAGGAAGGUUGCAAUGGCAACGAGGCUGCCUUCUUCCAGGUCCAGAUUCGCAGUGCUGAUGAGCCCAUGACGAGUUUCUUCAAGGUGAGUAGAGUGCCCGGGUUUGUCUAUGAUGGCUGUAAGGAAAUGGAGGGCUAA